CGACUUUAGGCUGAUCUCCACAGACACAGAGGUUUAGCUGUGACCGUCACAAUUAUGAUCGCGACCGUCGUGUAACCUGAUUGUUCAGAAAGUGAUGGGCACCUGAAGCUUCGCGACCUCGCGCAAUCAAGAACAAAAGCAUCGAAGAGCGCCAUUCGUGCUGUUGGUGUGUUGCAAUGGGUCCAGACGGUGUGCUUUUCGGCGCCACUAGAUUGGCGAACUCGAGCUUCGGAAUCGGUUUCGUGGGUCCUAACACUUCCACUACAAGGAAUUCAACUGCAAUUCUUGCUUCAAGGAAUUCGGGGAAUUUUGGUAGAAUCUCUUUCUUGAGUAGAAGCUGCAGAUUUUCAAAAAAUGGGGGCGCAUUUUUCUGCGGGCGCAGUACGAAGAAUUUCGAAGUUCGACAGGUUUCGGGAAGGCCGGUCUCUUUUCUUCCGCAAGCUAAGGAGAAUAUGGAUUAUGUGAAGGAUAACUGGCGACAGAUGCUGAAACUCAAUCACUGGGUCGUUCGUGAUUACUACAAGCUGGUCGAAGCUGUGAAUAGUUUAGAAUCUUCAAUUCGAGCUCUUACAGAUGAACAGCUACGUGGUAAGACGGAUGAAUUUCGGCAGCGUCUUCAAAAUGGAGCAACUUUAGAUUCCAUCCAAGCAGAAGCCUUUGCGGUCGUUCGUGAAGCAGCGAGACGUACCUUGGGAAUGCGACAUUUUGAUGUGCAGAUUAUUGGUGGGGCAGUGCUGCACGAUGGAGGCAUUGCGGAGAUGAAAACAGGCGAAGGAAAAACUUUGGUCUCCCCUCUCGCAGCUUACUUGAACUCGUUGACCGGUCGAGGCGUUCAUGUUGUUACGGUUAAUGAUUAUUUGGCGCAAAGAGAUGCCGAGUGGAUGGGACAAAUCCAUCGCUUUCUUGGUCUAUCCGUCGGCCUUGUUCAAUCAAAUAUGCGCCCACAUGAAAGGAAGGAGGCCUACGCAUGUGACAUCACCUACUCCAAUAACGCGGAACUUGGCUUUGAUUAUCUCCGGGAUCACACAAGUGAGAAGAAGGAGGAUCUUGUCAUGCGCUGGCCGAAUCCAUUCAAUUUUGCUAUUGUAGAUGAGGUUGAUUCUGUCCUUAUUGAUGAAGGAAGGAAUCCUCUCCUUAUAAGUAGUCAGUCUAGUAAAGACGCUGCUCGAUAUCCAGUUGCCGCUGAAGUUGCGGACUUUCUGGUUGCCGAUUAUCAUUACAAGGUGGAUUGGAAGGACAAAAAUACGGAGUUGACUGAAGAAGGUGUCGCAGCAGCAGAGCUUGCUCUUGAUACUGAGGAUUUGUGGGAUGAACGAGAUCCGUGGGCUCGGUUUGUGAUAACAGCAUUGAAGGCAAAGGAGUUUCAUCAACGGGAUGUACAUUAUAUUGUCAAGGACGAGCAAGUUCAGAUUGUUGACGAGUUUACUGGUCGGGUUGUAGAAAAUAGACGCUGGUCGGAUGGAAUUCAUCAAGCGGUCGAAGCUAAGGAGGGUCUUCGAAUACAGGCGGACACCGUGACUGUUGCACAGAUCACUUAUCAGUCGUUUUUCAAACUUUAUCCUAAGCUGUCUGGCAUGACAGGCACCGCUAAAACAGAGGAAGCUGAGUUCUUAAAGAUAUACAAGAUGCCUGUAGUUGAAGUACCGACAAACUUACCAAAUAUCCGGCAGGAUCUCCCCCUACAGCUUUUUCCAGUUGCGAAGGGUAAAUGGGAGAAAGUUAGAGAAGAGGUGGAAUUUAUGUACACACAGGGACGCCCGGUAUUGGUCGGUACUACAAGUGUGGAGCAGUCGGAAUACCUAUCAGAACUUCUAAGAGAUUGGGGCAUACCUCACAAUGUUCUCAAUGCCCGGCCAAAGUAUGCGGCUAGGGAGGCUGAGAUUGUGGCCCAAGCUGGAAGAAAAUGCGCAAUCACGAUAGCAACUAAUAUGGCUGGAAGAGGCACCGACAUCAUACUAGGUGGAAAUUCUGAAAUGCUCGCCAAGGAGAUUGUUGAAAACAAUUUGAUUGGGUAUAUGACAAAUGAGGCACCUAAUAUAGAUACCGAUGGGGCUCCCUUAUCACAAAUGGCUCUGUCAAAGAUUAAGCAAAGUUCAACUUCAGUGGCUAGGAUUAAUGUGGCUACUCGCGCAGUUUCGUUUUUAUGUGGAAGAAACAAUGAGACCUGGAAUUACCGGGAGGCUAAGUCGAAGCUAGAAUCAGCACUGGACCUGGCAUCAGAGCAGGACGAGUUUGAAUUGGAGCAGCUUGCAAAAGGCGGCGGGUCCGAAAUAUCCAGUACACGGGCUUGCAUAGCACUUGCAUACAUCUCUAUCAUUCGAGAUUGUCAAGUACAUUGUCAAGAAGAAGGUGCCGAAGUAAAAAGGCUCGGUGGACUUCACGUUAUAGGGACAGCUUUGCAUGAAUCUCGUCGUGUUGAUAAUCAACUACGAGGACGAGCUGGAAGGCAGGGUGAUCCCGGGUCAACAAGAUUUAUGAUCAGCUUACAGGACGAAAUGUUUCGUAAGUUCAAUGCAGAGUGGGCUUCUAAUCUGAUUAGUAAACUAGGCCUGGAUGACAACAUUCCUAUCGAGAACCGUUCCUUUGCUAAUCGGUUGCUUGAUCUACAGAAGGCUGCUGAGCGAUACUACUUCGGUGUGCGAAAAAGUUUAGUAGAGUACGAUGAAGUAAUGGAGGUCCAGAGAAAACACGUUUACAACCUCAGGCAGGCGUUGCUCUUGGAAAGAGGCGAAUCUUGCAAAGAACGUCUUUACAGAUACAUGCAAGCCGUUGCUGAUGACAUUGUCCUUCCAUCCGUUGAUUCUUCUAAGUCUCCGAGUUCCUGGAAGCUUGAGGAUGUCCUGGAGAAAUUUCACGAUCUUUUGGAUAAAACGUUUUUGGAACUUCCUAACUACUCUGCUCCUUCGAUUGUGCUGGACAAAGUAACAGAAGAAAUGUUGAUCAAUGCUUUGGAAGACGUGCGGCAUAAACGGAAAGUCGAUCUGGAUGAUUCGGUUUUGCCGGGCUUACCACCUCUGCCAGACCAUCCUGUAGGCCUGCGUCGUAAAGCAAGUGCGAUGAAAAGAUGGUUGGAGAUCACGUCUGACGGAUCUGUCCCGGACGGCGAGUAUCAGAGAGAGGUCCAUCUUCUGCGUAAGUAUCUAGGAGACAUUUUAGUAACGACGUAUCAGGAGAAACUGAGGAGGUCGUCUUUGUCUGCUACAAAAGUUGAACAAUUAGAGAGAGUAUUGGCUGUGAAAGCUCUUGACCAGUAUUGGAGGGAUCAUCUCAUUAACAUGAAUCGCCUUCGAGCAGCGGUGAAUGUUAGAAGCUUUGGUCAUAUGAAUCCAUUGGAAGAGUACAAGAUAGAUGGCUGCCGAUUUUUCAUUGCCAUGUUAGGUGCAGCUCGGAGACUGACUGUGGAGUCUCUUCUGCAACCUUGGGUGCCGAUGGAUGAUGGCUUGGACAUUGACUUAGAUUAUAUAUAAGAGUCCCAUAAGCUCAACAGAAAUCCUAUGAAGAGUGCGAGACAUCUGCCAAGACACGACCAGCUUGCUCUUCGUCACACUGCUAUCAUGCACAUCAUAUCCCUUGCGCCUAACGAGGAUGAGGAUCUCAGUAUUUUCCUCCAGCAAAUCAUGCUUCCGUUGUGGGAAGAGCCAAACAUGAUAGUGGAGGGACAACCGCCUCAACAAGAAACCAUUUCAGGUGGAUAUUUACCUCCUAGAUAGAACUAUCUGUUCAUACUGUGAAGUAGAAGCAAUACAAGGUUGUUUCCUUGUUUCAGUGGUUGGAAUGGAUACUCUAGACCUGUUCGCUAAUAGAUCUGUACAUUUGGAAUUUAGGUCUUUAUUCAAGAAAGCUCUGUCAUAGUUGAAAUUUAAUAAUUAGACAGUUUUCAUCAUUUUCUUUCUCGACGGGAGAAAGCGGCGGUCAUGAGUAGAGCCCAUAUUGGUUACCAUGUAUAAUUGUCGCAUGUCUAAUAUCUUUACUGGAUUUUGACUAUCCUGAGGCUUUUGAUAUGCUGUGGCAAAUGAACCAGUGAAAGGGAUCAUCGAAUUGAAGUGUUGUGGUCUAUCUUUCAGUAGAUAAAAUACUUUUCGCAAAAUCCACCGCUUAAAAAAAUCAUGUUGCAUUGAUUCAAGGUCAUGAUAAUGCCCAAUAUCAAAGAAAGUUUCAGUGUUAAGAAGUUAUGUGAUCAUAUCCGCACAAA
Messenger RNA from Marchantia polymorpha subsp. ruderalis, 4192 nucleotides. NCBI's taxonomy places the organism in Eukaryota, Viridiplantae, Streptophyta, Marchantiopsida, Marchantiales, Marchantiaceae. The record is from the annotation of a GenBank genome assembly.